UAAAAAUAUUCCACAUGUUUUGAACAUUUUUCUCGUGUUAUUUUUGUGUUGAUUAAUAAUAAUUGGUGUUCAAAAGUGCUGUGGUGAAUAUUAAGUGAUUAUUGGAUAUAUUUUUGACGACUGGAUAUAAAUUCACACAUAAAUUUCCCUUUUUUCGUUAUUAUUUCCUUCGGUUUCGUUUCUUCAUUAUUUUUGGAUAGAUUUGACUCAUCUUUUAAAAUAUUUAUCCUGAAUAAAUAAAUUAUCAAUAGAAAAAAUGGGCAGGACUAGUAAGCACGUAAAACAGCUAAAAUCAGAAAAGGCGAAAGUUAAAUUGAAGACUAGUAAAAAAGCGAAGCUUUUGCCCAAAGGGCUCAACGUGACCAACACAAGUUUCAAAACGAAAAAAAUUGUUAUCCAAGAACAGUUGAAACAACAAGACUCGUCAGAAAUUCUUAGUCGAAGAAAACUGAAUGUGAAGGAUCUUCUUUCAAGACUUCAACACUACAGUUCAACAGUUCGCCAAGAGGCAGUAAAAGAAUUAAAAGAACUGAUGAACCACCAUUCUUCCGAAAUAGUAAAUCUCCAUUUAAAUUCUCUCCUCCAAGGGAUUUGUUCCCUCUCUCUCGACAAGGAACGAGACAUAAGAAGAGAAUCCCUGAAAGUUUUAAACACAAUUCUCUCUCCAAUUUCUGCCGAACAAUUGUAUCCUUUCUGCGAUAUUCUCUUGUCUUAUUUAAAUUGCUCAAUGACCCACAUAAAUCCAAGCAUCAAAGAGGACUCUCUCCUUUUCCUCGACGUUCUAAUUCAAAACUGCAAUUCUCUUCUCGCCCAAAAAAGUCAGCGAAUUCUCCCCAACUUUCUCGAGAUGAUUUCCAAACUCCGAACGGAAUCCCAGCCCGGGAGACAACUCUCAACGAAUCUAAAUUCAAGAAACACGAGCGUCAAAUGGAGAAUUAAAGUUCUCGCGAGUUUGGAGAAAAUUCUCACAGCGAUCGUUCAAGCCAACAGGAGGAAGAAAUUGGAUUCGAAUUUAAAAGCGAGAACGAUUUCAGCCAGUGACGAAAUUACCUACGCGCCGAUUUAUGGGAACAAUUUGGAAAUUUGCGAAAUAAAUUUCGGCCGAGAGGAUUACGAUGUUGAGAAGGAUUUAAGCUCGAAGGAAUUUGAUAAAUAUAUCGAGAGUCUUCUGCCCCUGAUGUUCGACAGUUGGAUCGAAGUUUGUCCAAAGGAGAAAAUCGCCAUUUCGGAAUCUAUGAUUUCGAAUGAAGCUGCUGUGCUUUUGAAAAGUAUUUUGAACAUCACGCAGGCUGUGAUUGAAUUACUGGAUUUUUUGGAAUCCGAGGAGAGAACGGCUUUGUCGAGUUUGAGAUUUAAACGAAAUUUUCAAGAGGCUUUUGUGAAAACUCUGAUGAUGCGGUUUCCUUACGAGGAGAAAAAUGCCGCUAAUCCAAAAUUUAAUAAUAAUAAGAAGAGGCAAGCCGAUUUUUCGGAGAGUUUGAAUUUAAAUGGGAGUUGUUUGGAGCAGAAUUUGGCAAUUUGUCAUGUUUUUAUUUGGUUCAGUAGAGUCCAGGGAGAGAAGCAGUCGAAGGAAGGAAUUGACAAGGAACUCUGUGGUCGAGUUCUCGAAGUUAUGAAUGAUAAAUUGGAAAAUUGGUCAAGUCGUGACGCUUCAGCUUUGCCUCAAUUUAUGCGUACCCUCAGAACUUUAUUUCUCAGAGCAAGUAAAGUUUGGUACAAAAAUGGAAUUUCAUUAGGAGAGACACUGAAAACUUUAAUAAACGCCCACGCGCGCCAAUCAAGGAAAGAAUUUCAAUCGCAGUGUUUUUCUCUCCUCAGCGAUAUUGUCAUGGACCACAAUUUGAAGGAAUUACACGCCGAGAAGGAAUUUAAAAAAUUUAUAAAAUACCUGCCCAGUCUUUUGUUGAAGAAAAGCAUUCAGGAAAAUGUGAUUCAAUUGUUGAACACAAUUGUCCUUCGAUACAAGAAUUGGAUUCAGGAGGAACUUAUCAAAAAUCAGGAAGCAAUUAUUGAUAAUGCGAAGCAGAUAGAAAUUCUGAGAUCAGAAAAUGACAGAAGUACUCGCCUGAUGAUCUGCAAUCUCUUCUAUUUUAUCGAUAAUCAAAUCUAUCAUUAAAACUUCAAUAAAGAGAGAUUAUUACGACAAUCAGGAGUCUUGUCGCUUCUUUCAAUGGACAUUUUCUGUGAGUGGCGUAGAGAUGCAAAUGAGGGUACCAAUGGAAUAAAAGCCUUAUGAAUCCCAGAGUCAGAAUGUAAGACAAAUAAGUGAGAAGAGUUGCCCAAAGACUCUUCUCGAAUCCAUGUACAUACUAGAAGAAAUAGAAUCCACUUUUCAAUGCCAAUAA
Molecule: messenger RNA, 2345 nt
Organism: Belonocnema kinseyi
Lineage: Eukaryota; Metazoa; Arthropoda; Insecta; Hymenoptera; Cynipidae
Product: testis-expressed protein 10 homolog
Exons: 6
Coding region: 257-2116 (619 amino acids)
Cellular component (GO): MLL1 complex; nucleus
Source: RefSeq, a predicted model, not a curated record